Guyanagaster necrorhizus is the source of this 1982-nucleotide messenger RNA. Its product is annotated as DUF726-domain-containing protein. Lineage: Eukaryota; Fungi; Basidiomycota; Agaricomycetes; Agaricales; Physalacriaceae. The record is from RefSeq and is a predicted model, not a curated record. The transcript has 11 exons. The coding region runs from base 15 to 1982 and encodes 655 amino acids.
CCGGUACCUGUUCGAUGAAGAAGGCUAUGACCCCGCUCAGUCAGAUGCAAGUGACCAAGAGUCUGCUCACGGAAGCUCAACGUAUAGCGUACGUCGGACUCUGCUUGCUGACGGGCCGGGAAAUGGCCCAGGAAAUGAAGGUGGUACGGCGCAAGGAGCUCAAGGCGGCGGUCGCAAGCAUGGAGCUCUCUGCGAUGAAAAUAAUGGGUCGGUUAUAUUAUCAUAUAGAACUUGAGACUCAAGAGCAAAAGAUGAUUGAGAGUCUCGGCGAACAUGCACCACCCUGCUACCAUGACGACCCUCCUCCCACACCGUCCGUUUCUAAUAAGCCUACUUUUCAGACGACCGCCAAAGUCCUUGAAGAUACCUCCACAUCUGCGAUACCCGGUGUAUCCACCGCCCUCUCUUCGGCUGACGAAAGGGUCACUCUCGACGUUCGAUGGGCGAUCCUAUGCGAUCUGCUUCUGAUCCUCAUCGCCGAUAGCGUUUGUGAUGCUCGUUCACGCGUUCACCUCGAAAAUAUCGCACGUAAGUUUGGUCUCGGAUUGCUGGAUGUUGUCAAGUUCGAGAGACGUGUGACUGAGGCGUUGGAAAUCCAAGAGGAUGUGGAGAGAAUGGAGAAUGAGGAUAUAAUCGACGGCCGCAGAAAGGCUAAUGGAAAGAAGCGCUAUAUGAUGCUGGGUCUUGCUACGCUGGGAGGUGGACUUGACAUUGGUCUAUCCGCAGGGCUUUUGGCUCCCGUUAUAGGACCGCGGACAACAGGUUUUCUUGCCGGGGUCAGAGGUGCUGCCGUUAUCACGACUGAUGAUGUACUAAUUGGCAGGAUGAUUAACCGAACACAACAACGGGUGAACUGCAUCAUCACAGUUCCGGGAUUUCUGAACGGCGCCCUAGAUGACCCUCGGCUACCUUUCAGUGUGUCGGAUCCCAUUGUUGGCGAGGUCUUCAGUGUUCUUUGGGAACCUGAAAUGAUUCGAGAGACUGGAAGCGCUUUGAAGAUCCUUACAGGCAAAGUUCUCCGUCAAAUCGGAACAAUGGUGUUACAAGCAACCGUCAUGACCGCCUUAAUGAGUGCCCUUCAAUGGCCAAUCGUUCUCACCAAACUCGGCUGUCUCAUCGAUAAUCCCUGGAAUAAUGCCCUUUACAGAGCCAAGGCAGUCGGCAGUGUCCUAGCAGACGUUUUGAUGCAGCGACAUCUAGGUGUUUACUCCAUGACUCUCAUCGGUUACUCUCUUGACGCUCGCGUUAUAUUCUACGCCCAUGUUGAACUGGCCAAACAGAAAGCGUUUGGCAUCGUCCAGGACGUCUUCAUUUUCGGAACAUCAUCCAAGACUUGGUGUGAGACGAGGUCGGUAGUAUCAGGCCGAUACCGGGGAGUCGGAACGGUUGCCGGGCUGAGACCUGUAGAUGGUGUCCCGGGGUUGGAGAAUGCGGAUGUGACCGACAAAAUUUCCGGGCAUAUGAGUUACAGAGCUUUGAUGCCCUUGAUUCUGGAUCAGUCGGGUUUCUCGGUAUCGGCAGAUUAUUUCGAUGAGCCUGAGGAACCCGAAUUCACUGAAGAUCGGGUAGUUGAAGUCAAAACUUCAAAAGCCAAACACGUAUCAAGACCGCCGGGUGGACCUUCGUCAUAUUCGAGGAAACCAUCGGGACCAGCAUCAAUGCCUACAGGUUCCGUUGACAAUGACCUCUCUCCGCGAAUAGAUUCUUCCACACCCGUAGCGUCGCCCCCUUCAAUGCCUCAAAGAGACACAGCAUCCCCCGGACCGGACAUUCCUAUUCAUGCUGGAUUCGAUUUUGCCGCCAUCAAAGAGAUGAUAAAAAGCUCGGAACAUCCUGAACAUCUGCACCGAUUGCCGCACCACCCAUUCCAUCGCCAGCUAACCGCACCGAAUCCAUGCCUCAGGCGAUCACAAGAUGGCCUUCCCUUGCUCCAGGUCCAAGCACGUCGCGUAGCCCUUCACCACCGCAAAAGGACGAGAUGA